Trichoderma gamsii is the source of this 213-nucleotide messenger RNA. RefSeq lists its product as hypothetical. Bases 1 to 213 code for a protein of 70 amino acids. NCBI's taxonomy places the organism in Eukaryota, Fungi, Ascomycota, Sordariomycetes, Hypocreales, Hypocreaceae. The transcript has a single exon. The record is from RefSeq and is a predicted model, not a curated record.
AUGGGUAAGAGAAGGGGGUAUAAGAAAAAAAAAACGAUAGACAGAGCAUGGACCAUUCAUUACAGAGUUGCAGCAUGGCAUGGCAUGGCAUGUCUUUGUCUCAUACACAAGGGGAGCCCUCCGAGACACUGCAGCACUAGAAGGCAAGAAAAUAGAUUGCUUCAACAAUCCAUCUCUCAAUCAAAACAGAUUCUAAGCAAGGGUCCCCCCUAG